Chrysochloris asiatica (Cape golden mole) is the source of this 900-nucleotide messenger RNA. RefSeq names its product olfactory receptor 2M2-like. The record is from RefSeq and is a predicted model, not a curated record. The coding region runs from base 1 to 900 and encodes 299 amino acids. Gene Ontology annotation, biological process: G protein-coupled receptor signaling pathway. Gene Ontology annotation, molecular function: G protein-coupled receptor activity; olfactory receptor activity. Lineage: Eukaryota; Metazoa; Chordata; Mammalia; Afrosoricida; Chrysochloridae. Gene Ontology annotation, cellular component: membrane. The transcript has a single exon.
AUGGGUUUUACCCUUCUUGGACUUUUCCCAGGCAUGAAACACAUAGACAUCCUCAUCUGUACCAUGCUCAUUGUCUACAUUAUUGCUGUCACAGGGAACGCCAUCCUGGUCCUCCUCCUUUUUCUGGAUCCCCGGCUCCACAGCCCCAUGUACUUCCUGCUUAGUCAGCUCUCCCUCAUGGACAUCUCUCUUAUCUCCACUACCGUCCCCAAGAUGCUAACCAACUUUUUCUCAGGCACAACAGAUAUUUCAUAUAUUGCCUGUGGGGUUCAGGCGUAUUUCUAUAUUUCCCUUGUAGGCAGUGAAUGUAUUCUGCUUACCCUGAUGGCCUAUGAUCGUUAUGUGGCAAUUUGUAACCCCUUGAGGUAUGUAAUGAUUAUGAAUUCUCGGGUGUGUCUGCAGAUGACAUUUGUAUCCUGGGUUGUAGGAGCAAUUAAUUCCCUGGUUCAAACUACAUAUUCCAUGCAUUUUUCUAGAUGUGGUUCAAGAGAAAUCCACCAUUUCUUCUGUGAGAUGCAGGAACUUCUCAAGCUGUCAUGUGAGGACAUUUCAGCUUAUGAGAAAGUUGUGUCAGCAUUGGGAAUUAUAUUUCUCCUCAUACCUUUUGGUCUCAUCCUCACUUCCUAUACUCUCAUCUUUCUUAGUGUUCGCCACAUAUCUUCUCCCAGUGGAAGAACUAAAGCUUUCACCACAUGCUCUUCCCACCUGACGGUGGUGUUUCUCUACUUUGGUCCAACUAUGGUCAUCUACAUGACUCCAAGUGCCUUGCAAUCUUCAGAACAGGGUCAAGGUCUCUCUGUAUUCUAUACCAUCCUCACUCCCAUGUUGAACCCUCUCAUAUACAGCUUAAGAAACAAGGAUGUAGGAAAGGCACUGAGAAAAGUUAUGUGCAAAACUUAA